This is a messenger RNA of Rhinolophus ferrumequinum (greater horseshoe bat), 509 nucleotides long. RefSeq names its product translationally-controlled tumor protein-like. Gene Ontology annotation, cellular component: cytoplasm. Bases 61 to 501 code for a protein of 146 amino acids. Gene Ontology annotation, molecular function: calcium ion binding. The transcript has a single exon. The record is from RefSeq and is a predicted model, not a curated record. Lineage: Eukaryota; Metazoa; Chordata; Mammalia; Chiroptera; Rhinolophidae.
UGGAAAACGGUGAAAAAAGUUUGGACACCCCUGCUCUAGAGGGCCCUCAUCAGCCAUGAGAUGUUCUCCCACACCUGCAAGAUCCAGGAGACUGUGGACGGGCUGUGCCUGGAAGUGGAGGGGAAGAUGGUCAGUAGGACAGAGGGUGACAUUGAUGACUCGCUCAUUGGUGGCAAUGCCUCCGCGGAAGGCCCAGAGGGCGAAGGUCCCGAAAGCACAGUAGUGGCUGGUGUUGACAUUGUCGUGAACCGUCAUUUGCAGGAAACCAGCUUCACAAAAGAAGCCUACAAGAAGUACCUCAAAGAUGACAUGAAAUCAAUCAAAAGGAAACUUGAAGAACAGAGACCGGAAAGAGUCGCACCUUUUAUGACAGGGACCGCCGAACAAAUCAAGCACAUCCUUGCUCAUUUCAAAAUCUACCAGUUCUUUAUUGGUGAAAACCUGAAUCCAGAUGGCACGGUUGCUCUGCUGGACUGCCGUUUGGAUAGUGUGACCCCAUAGGUGAUUCU